Molecule: messenger RNA, 3609 nt
Organism: Lottia gigantea (owl limpet)
Lineage: Eukaryota; Metazoa; Mollusca; Gastropoda; Lottiidae
Exons: 18
Coding region: 421-2370 (649 amino acids)
Biological process (GO): protein import into nucleus; ribosomal large subunit biogenesis
Source: RefSeq, a predicted model, not a curated record
CAUGUAUUCUCGAAACGAUCUUAACGCUAGGAUAUGCUUAUCUUCCAACAUUGAUUCUAGGACAUCCUAGCGCUCAGAUCGUUUCGAGAAAACGUGGCCUGUCUUUGUCUGUGAAGAACUGUGACUCGAGCACACCUUCUUGGCUCCGUUCAAAAUCAGCUAAGUAACGAAUGUUAUAUGAAAUGAAGAUAUUACAUAUUAUGUAUAUAUUUCCUCAAUAGCCAUCAUAAAUUACCAUGCUUUUUUCCCAAUUUAAACCUUUUUGGAACAUAAAUUUCAAUUUUAAAAGAUUUCGCUUUUUGUUUGAAAAAUCUGAAGUUGGUAAAUUUAGUUUUCAAGAUGUCUGCCUGCAUAAACACGUGAAUACUGAAUUAAAAACAUCCUGACAGUUAAGUAAAAUUAACAGAUUGAAAGACAGUAAUGGGGAAAGAUCGAAAGAAAAAAUUUAAGGUUCCAAAGCAACGACCUACUGGAUUGCCAAGUGUCAGAGAGUUUGAAGAAGAGUUAAGAAAUGGUGGUGGAGACAGCAUUGAUUCCAUUAACUCGGAUACUUCAACCGUAGUUGCUGAAGUUUUGGAGAAGCUUCAGUCAGGUCAAGUAGAAGAAAGAGAAAUUGGAUGUAGUAUAUUGGUUGGUCUGGUUUCACAAUCUGAAGCAAUAUCCACAUUAUUAAAACAUAAUAUUAUUCGAAUACUAGGACCAUUAAUAGUUGAUCCUAGUCCUGAUGUCAGAUGUAGAUCCCUUGGUGUCUUAAGAAAUAUCAGUGUGGAUGGAGGCCAUGCAGUUUGUGAAGAAAUGAUUCAAAAAGAUGUAAUGACACCAUUAGUUGCUCUUUUUCACAAGUAUGGUAUUAGUUGGAAUCCAGAAGAAGAAACUAAAUCUACUGAUUCAGCUGUAGAUAUUUAUAUUGAAGCUGUUCAUUUACUAUGGAAUUUAUGUGAGAGUUCUGAUAUUGCUGUGAAGAUAUUUAAUAAAGAAAAUUUAAUUCAACACCUUUUACCAUGUCUGAAUUAUGAAACCUAUACUUUCCCCUUAGCUGUUGCAGUAGCACAAUGUCUACAUACAGUAGCAGAAGAUAAUAAACAAAUGGGUAUAUUUUGUAAACAAGGGGAAGUUAUGGGAAAAUUACAACAACUAACAACAAUUGCUUGUGAUACAACAGAUGCUUUUUUAUUACGCACAUUGAGUACUGGUAUUAUUGUAAAUAUAUAUGGAGAAGAACUGGUAUCUGUAAAUAGUAGUUUGGUAUCAGCUAUUAUUAAGUCUGCUGCUGAAGUAUUAGAUAUGAAUAUCAGAGACAAUAUUAAUACCUAUAUUCAUUCAACAGAGAAUGGAAAUGGAUUGACUGUAAAUACUGAAGUAAUGGAAGGUGCUGAACAUCUUCCAGAAGAAUCUAUAUCUAGUCUUACAAACCCUUCAGAUGAUAACUCAAAAGAAUUGACUGAUAUUGAAAAUCUGUUGAAUGCUCAACGGUUAAGUUCAGAGAUAAUAGCUAAUUUAUGUUGUUCAGAUGAUGAUGGAUUUGAAGAAUUACAUGAAUCAAGUUCAACAGAAGAUUUAACAACUGAUACUGAUAUGGGAACAAGUUUUUCACCAUUAUGUUUAUCAAGUGAAGUUCAUUCAGAGUUCCUAACACACAGUAUAUUUAGCAAGCUACUAGAUAAAGCUGAAUGCCUUACAGAAGAACAGAAAACUGUGUUACAGAGAAAUAGUCAAGGACAAAAAGUAUUGAGAAGUUAUAUGCAAGUACAGGAACAUAGUUUAUUGUCAGCUCACAAUAUGAUUAAUGCCAUUGAUGAUAAAGAUUUAGGUGGUUUACAGAAAUUAGAAACAGUGUGGGAAGGUUUAGCUAAACUGUCUACAUCUAAACAAGCAAGUGAAGAUAAGAGUUUCUUAGAAGCUGUAACUAGUGCUAUGAGAGCUGUCAUACAGAAACUUUCUCAACUCAAAUCCUCAAAUUUCGAAGAUAUUACGAAAAAUGAUUUAGAGUAUUUAUAUAAUAUAAGUAUAACAAGUGAUAAUACAAUAAAGAUUAAUAUCAUCAGAAUAGUAUCAACAAUAGGUUGUAUUCUGGCUACUAAUUUACAACCUCAUCCUAUGUUAAAGGAUAUAGGAGUGUUUCUAAUAAAGAAUUGUCGAGACCCAGAUUUACUAGUAACAGCAGAAGCAUUAGACUCUAUAUUUGAUGUAUUUGGUGAAGAUCAUAUAGAUUCUAUUGUAAAAGAAAUAAAUUUAAUACAAGAAUUACGUACUAUUCUUCCACCAUUAAAAGCUAAGAUUAGUAAACAGAAGAAAAUAUUGGGAGAUAAAUAUCCUAUAGUGGCUACAGCAAGAACAAACCUGAUUAAAUUUAUCAGAUAUAAAUCAUAAAGUGCCUUAUAUUACCUACAAUUUGAUAUAUUGAUAUAUAGAGCAAGACAUUAUGAUGAUAUAGAGCUUCCAGCUAACAUUUCAAGAGUACCCAUGGAUUACUAAAACUAAUUUGAAAUAUUGUUCUAUGCCAGAAUGUUUGUUUUGUUAAUGUCAUUUUAAACUAGAUAUAGAUUGUAGUUAUUAUUAUCUCUCAGGUUGAUUCCUGUAAAAGAAUGAAAAAAAGAAAUUAAAAUGUGAAAAUGAAGUUAUUGCCUUGUUUUAAUAAAUUUCAAGCAAAAUUCUAGACAGAUUUUGGCAAAACUUAAAUGAAAUUUUUAAUUACUAUACCUUUUCUGUUAUUGUGAGAAAAAGGUUAUUCAGCACCAAAACAAUUUUAUCUCUAAAAAUUUUCAAUUGCAAGAACAAAAAAGAUUUCACAUUUUCUGAAAUGCAAUACAGUAGAGAUAACUUGAUGUUAAAUUGAAAUACAGGGAUAGGGAUUUACUUGUGGAUGUAUAUUGUCAUUUGAACUGUCCAUCCGUUGGUUUGUCCAUUUCAUGUUGAAUGUUGAACCAUUGAAGUUAGAUUUUAACAAAAUUCAAAGAUGUUCUUAAAAGUUUUUUAGUUUUGCCCUUGACAUGCCAACAAAGUGUUAAAAUCAGCUUGUUAGAGUUUUCAUCUGCUAUUGUUGAAACUGGGUAUAUUAAAGCUGCAGACACACAAAUGGUUUUGGUCAGCGUUUUUUUUCAAUUUUUGUUGCAUACUAGAGUCUUGUCAAGAGUUUCACCGACAGGCCAGGGGUACACAAGGAAAUAAAAAACAAGAUGAUCAUGCAAUUUAAUUGUAAAUGAAUCUGAUUAGAUGACACUCUGCAGACGAUAGAAUGAUCAGCAACAAUUAUCAAACUGAUAUUUUAAAUUCCCGCUGGUAACGGGAUAAUCUUGUUGUGGAAGUGCAGACACACUUGAGAUUUUACUCGAAAUUCGGGUCGGCAACAAAAACUUUUUCAUGUGCCUGCAGCAUUAUGCAGAUGGAUGAGCUCUCAGAUAAGUUAAAGUUUUGUUGUACUUGACAUUCAACUUUCCUAGUUUAAACAAACCAGUCAGUGUACAGUGCCAGUAUUGUUGAUUACUUAUUUUUAACUGAAUGUUCAGACAGUUUAAUGUUUAAGAUUAUUUGAACAAGCUUUGACAAAACAUAGUAUUGAAUGUAAUUUAUUGUAAAAUAUGUAAAUAAAAUCAUUGAUUUUGAAACUUU